Racocetra persica is the source of this 158-nucleotide messenger RNA. NCBI's taxonomy places the organism in Eukaryota, Fungi, Glomeromycota, Glomeromycetes, Diversisporales, Gigasporaceae. The record is from the annotation of a GenBank genome assembly.
AUGGAGCUAGAAAAUAUUAAUCCUUUGUCUAAAAAUAUUUUAUUUGCAAUUAUUUCAGUAAUAUCCCAGACAACUGAAUCUAGUUUGCAACAACAAUCUAUAAGUUUAACUACUUUGAAUAACAAAUUUGAAUAUGUAAAUAAUGAGUCUGAUGAGCA